Messenger RNA from Paramuricea clavata, 4030 nucleotides. The record is from the annotation of a GenBank genome assembly. Lineage: Eukaryota; Metazoa; Cnidaria; Anthozoa; Malacalcyonacea; Plexauridae.
AUGAGUUCAAAAGAGUUUGAUAUCGGAGGAUUUCGACCGUUUGAUGUGAGCAGUGAUCCGAACAGUGUUGGGUCUGAAUGGAAACGAUGGCUUCGCAGUUUUCAGUUAUAUGCUGACGGUAAAUUACUUAUUAUUGAGGCUGGAAAAGAUGACAAUAAGGUACAGCGACGAGCACUUCUACUUCAUUGUGCUGGAUCGGAUGUCCAGGAUAUUUUCGAUGUUUUGCCUGAGACGGGGAACGCAAAAGAAUACGAGAAAGUCGAAGAAGCUUUAACCAGACAUUUUGUCACCCAAGUCAACGUUCCGUAUGAGCGACACAUGUUCAGAGAAAUGGCACAAAAUGAAAACGAAACGAUUGAUCAGUUUGCUAUACGCUUGCGACGUAAAGCUCAGCAGUGUGAUUAUGGAGAUCAACUGGAGUCUCAGAUCAGGGAUCAAAUUAUUUCCAGGUGUCGGUCGAGUGAUCUGCGAAGGAAGUUUCUGGAGAAGGGUCAGACGCUUAACCUUAAACAAUUACAAGAAAUAGCAAGAACGUCUGAAGCUGUGAAAAGACAAGCAAAGAGUAUGAGUGUUCAUAAUGAUGGAGUGAACCGAGUUUCUGAAAGGCCUGGUCGACAAGACAGACGUGAAAGUAAAGGUGAGAAAAGUGGAAAAGUGGAAAAGUUAAGAAGGGUGGUGAAUGUUUUCGAUGCGGAAAACCAGGACAUUUUGCCAGAGAUCCCAGAUGCCAUGCGAAGGGAAAGGAAUGUUCCAAAUGCCACCAGAAAGGUCAUUUUGCUGUGGUAUGCAAAAUCAAAAGUAAAGAUCAUGGCAAUCGAAGAGUGAGUUUUGUCGAUGAAGAAGAUGAAUAUGCCUUUACGUUUAAAGAAACAUUGGACACAGGAAGAGUGACAGUGUCUGUUGGAGGUAUUCCAUUGGAGAUGGUCAUUGAUUCGGGAGCGAGUACGAAUGUCAUUGACAAAUAUCUGUGGGAAGAUUUAAAGAAAAAAACACAUUAAAUGCACUUCAAGGAAAACCACAAAGAAACUGUAUGCCUAUGGAUCAACAACUCCCCUUACAGUAAUAGGAACAUUCACAGAAGAUGUAAAUGUAGCUGAUAGACACGUGACAACAGAAUUCACAGUUAUCGAAGGAAAGGGGGAGCCGCUAUUGGGAAGAAAGACAGCAACCGAGCUUGGAGUCCUAAAGUUACAAAUUCCAGAACAGUUUGUGAACAGUGUGACUGAUCGUGUUGCGAGACACAAAGUUUUGUUCCAAGGUAUUGGGAAAUUGAAAGAGUAUCAAAUGAAGCUGCAUAUUGAUCCGCAGGUUCGACCAGUUGCACAGUCUGUUAGGCGGACUGCAUUCAGCUUGAGAGGAAAGAUCGAGGGAAAACUUGACGAGUUACUUCGUGAAGACAUUAUCGAGAAAGUUGAUGGGCCGACUCCGUGGGUGAAUCCAGUUGUGGUAGUGCCAAAGGCGAAUGAUGAGGUCCGGUUAUGUGUGGAUAUGCGGUGUGCCAACAAAGCGAUUAUAAGGGAGAGACACCCGAUUCCAACUAUUGAUGAAAUACUCCAGGAUAUGCAAGAGGGAGGUGUUUUCAGCAAGCUAGAUCUCAAGUGGGGGUACCACCAGAUAGAAUUAAGUGAAGAAUCCAGAAGCAUCACAACUUUCGUGACGCACAAGGGUUUGUUCAGAUACAAAGGUUGAUGUUUGGUAUAAGUUCAGCGCCAGAGAAGUAUCAGCAGGUGAUUCAACAAGUGUUGCAGGAUUGCAGUGGGACAGCCAACAUCUCGGACGACAUUAUCAUUUAUGGUUCUGAUCAAGCUGGACAUGACAAGCGACUAGAAAAAGUGCUGACAAGGCUCGAGGAAAGAGGUUUAACUCUAAACAAAGAGAAAUGCGUUUUCGAUAUGCCGAAGCUUACUUUCAUGGGCUUACUCCUGUCAAACCGUGGUAUUGGUCCUACAGAAGAAAAGGUUAGAGCGGUCGUGGAAGCUCGAGAGCCGCAGAAUGGGAAGAGUUUCUUGGGCUUGGUGAAUUUCAAUGCAAGAUUUAUUCCAGAUCUCGCAACUGUUGCAGAGCCAAUGAGACGAUUGACGAAGCGAGGAGUACCAUUUGUUUUUGGUCCUGAGCAGCAAGAAUCGUUUAGAGAACUGAAACGUAGGCAUGCCAAGCGGAAACCUUGAGUUAUUUCGAUCGAGACGCGAAGACCAAGAUUGUUUGUGACGCAAGUCCAGUUUGGCUAGGGGCAAUUUUACUACAAGAGCACAAAGGAGAGGAUCGAGUCAUUUGUUAUGCCAGCAGAGGUCUUACCGAGGUCGAAAGACGAUACUCGCAGACUGAAAAGGAAGCGUUAGCAGUGGUGUGGUCGUGCGAAAGGUUCCACAUCUACUUGUACGGAAGACAGUUUGAACUGUGGACUGACCAUAAACCUUUAGAAUGUAUCUAUUCAGCUCGUUCUAGACUAUCAGCGAGGAUUGAGAGAUGGGUUUUGAGACUGCAACCGUAUUCGUUUACAGUGAAAUACCUGCCGGGGCAUUUAAAUGUUGCAGAUUCGUUGUCACGUUUGACAAAGAUCGGAGAGAUGAAGUCCAGAAGUAUAGCUGAAGAUUAUGUCAGUUUUGUUGCAAAGACAGCAAUUCCAAGAGCCAUGAAUUCCAGAGAAAUUGAAGAAGCAUCUUCUUGUAAUGAAGAAUUAAUGACUAUUCGUCAAUGUAUCGAGACAGGAAAUUGGGACAGUCCCAAGUGCGCCAGUUACAAGUGCGCCAGUUACAAGUCAGUUCGUGAUGAACUUUGUAGUGUUGGAAAGAUUGUCUUGAGAGGUACACGGAUGGUCAUACCACAGAAACUUCGACCAAGAGUGAUUGAAUUAGGCCACGAGGGCCAUCAAGGGAUUCUCAUGAUGAAACAACGACUGCGUACGAAAGUCUGGUGGCCGGGAAUUGACCAAGAAGCGGAAAAGUUCUGCAAAACGUGUCAUGGAUGUCAAGUUGUGAGUAGACCUAUUAAUCCAGAGCCAUUGCGAAUGACAGAAUUACCCCAGGGACCAUGGGAAGAUAUCGCUAUAGACUUCAUGGGUCCAUUGCCGUUGGGAGAUUAUGUAUUUGCUGCAACCGAUUACUACAGUCGAUACGUAGAGGUGACUAUUGCGAAAAGAAAUACAGCUGAAGUUGCGAUUAAAAGUUUGGAAAACAUGUUUGCAACCCAUGGACUACCGUGGACAGUGGCAAGUGAUAAUGGUCCUCAUUUCGUUGCAGAGACGUUCGAAUCAUUCCUGCAAGAGAAUGGAAUUGAACACCGGAAGACAACGCCGUUGUGGCCCCAAGCAAACGGUGAGAUCGAACGCCAGAACAGAUCUCUACUCAAAAGGAUGCAAAUAGCAAGAGUGGAAGGACAAGAUUGGAGGAAAGCAGUGCAAACGUACUUGAUUGCUUAUCGAAAUACACCUCAUCCAACGACAGGGAUGUGUCCUGCUGAAUUGAUGUUCAGAAGAAAACUGAGAACUAAACUUCCAGAGCUGAGAGAAAAUGUUAGAUUGGAUGAAGAAAUGCGAGACAAAGACAGAGAGAAGAAGGAGAAAAUGAAAGGUUAUGCUGACAAAAGAAGGAAUGCCAAGGAGAGCAAUUUAUCUGAAGGAGACAAAGUGUUGUUGAAACAGCAGCGCAUCAACAAGUGGACAACAACGUUUGAAAGUCAACCGUAUCAAGUAAUUGAUAAGCACGGGAACAGUGUAUUGGUCGAGUCACCUGAAGGUGUUCAGUAUAAAAGAAACACAACUCAUGUUAAACCGUUCCAGGAAAGAGAAAGUGGUUUAGAGGAAAUCGAAAUGUCAGCGACAGCACCUGAAGUACCUCCAGAAGAAAGUGUUCUACAGCAAGCGGAGGGAGAAACAUCAUCUGCAGGGGAAACAUCAUCGCAAGGUGAUCGUGAUGGGCGAGUGCCAAAUGGAGACUCUAACCAAACAGCAGAAAGUGUGCCAGUCAAAUCCCCAAGACCUGUGUGUACCAGACGUGCGCCAAAAAGAUAUGGAGAUUAUGUUAUGAAAUAA